AUGAACGUUUUCGUUCAUGGUUUGUCCUCCGAGAGCGCAUGCUCCAAGACCCUACUCAGCUUGUGGAAAUUCACCGCAACAACUCAUUCAGAACUACGAGUGCCAAAACAAUCCCUUCAUCUCUGGGACGCCGACACUGGCGAGAUCAGAUUAUCACGGCCAGACACGCAACUGUCAAGUCUGGCAACUCAGAGCAAAACCAUCAGACUUCGUAUGUUGAACUCGGACAGUCUUGAGACCGAAUACUCUGCGCGUAUAUAG
Molecule: messenger RNA, 261 nt
Organism: Paramuricea clavata
Lineage: Eukaryota; Metazoa; Cnidaria; Anthozoa; Malacalcyonacea; Plexauridae
Source: the annotation of a GenBank genome assembly